UUUUUGAAGAAGACGGUGUUAUAAAAACUAUCCACACCAAGUUAAUGUACCAAAAAUUACGUGACUUUUUCUAAGCGUGAAGGAAUGUAGAGAAGAUAUUUUUCUGCAAGUGACGUCACAAUAAAAACAGUUUGAUUUAAUAUAGAUAAAUUGAAAUUAUAAUAAAAUUAUUGAUACAAAUGGAACUAACGUUCAGAACUAUGGUGGUGUUAUUUUACAAAUUACUGUUUCUAUCGCAGAUUUUAAAAUGCGGUUACUGUUUCAUGCCGACACGGAGCUCGGCGAUUUUGGAAUCCGACUUUACCAUGGAAGACAUUAUAAGGACAGGACUGUCCGAUCUGACAAGUGAAUACUUUGGCGCGGAAGAUGGAGAGUCUCGGGAAGAAGCAAUAUCAGGAAUAGUUCAGGCAUGUAACAUGGUCGGUUACACCCAACGUGAAAAUCCUAUUUGGUCAUUCUCCGACGAAAAAAUAUCAGAAGGUCAUGAUCUUCUAGUGUCAAUACGAGAUCGUAUAGUUCAACAGUUAUCACAGCUAACCCCUGAUUAUAGUGCAGCACGAGAAACUUUGGGGCAGAUUUAUUAUCCCCUGUUGAAAUUUUACAGUAACACAAACUGGGUGGAGCUUGGAGAUAAAGGAAUAUACAAGAGUCUGGGUAUCCCUGGAAGACACAUGAUUCCUGUCGCACCCAGUAAUAUAGACAUGUGCAUUGCAUGUGGGUAA
Molecule: messenger RNA, 722 nt
Organism: Ruditapes philippinarum (Manila clam)
Lineage: Eukaryota; Metazoa; Mollusca; Bivalvia; Venerida; Veneridae
Product: von Willebrand factor A domain-containing protein 7-like
Exons: 4
Coding region: 180-722 (180 amino acids)
Source: RefSeq, a predicted model, not a curated record